This is a messenger RNA of Phalaenopsis equestris, 2100 nucleotides long. Its product is annotated as protein indeterminate-domain 11-like. The coding region runs from base 689 to 1915 and encodes 408 amino acids. The record is from RefSeq and is a predicted model, not a curated record. The transcript has 3 exons. Lineage: Eukaryota; Viridiplantae; Streptophyta; Magnoliopsida; Asparagales; Orchidaceae. Gene Ontology annotation, molecular function: DNA-binding transcription factor activity. Gene Ontology annotation, cellular component: nucleus.
ACAAAGGUAAAGACAGAAAACGCAACAUCAGUGUUGGCCUGUAAGCUGCGCGUACUGGGUAUUGAAUCGGUACAAGAUAACAUGCUUCCUCUCUUCUCUCGUCUUAAUACCCACUCCCUUCUCUCCCCUCUCCCCUCUUCUCUGUCUCUCUCUCUCUCUCCUCUCUCAAGGUCACAUCCAUUUGUUUUCUUUCUCUUCUUCCCCACCUCCAUUGCUGAUCUCUUCAUCUUAGUUUCUAAGUAGCUUUUCAUUUUUUUUUCUUCUUCCUCUUUUCAACUGUAAUAUUUUUGGGAGAAUUUUAGUUUGUUUGAGUUAAUUCCUAUACACAGUUUUUCAUAUCUUCUGAUAUGCAGGAGGAGAAUCUGUAGAUUCUCUGGCAGAAAGCACAAAGAUCAAAGCUUUUGCUCCUCACACUUCUCUUUUUUCUUAUAAGAUUGCUCAAUAGAUUUGAAUAUCCAAGCAACUAUUUUCAUUUUGCAUUUUUACCCAUCAACAAGACAAAAGAAAAAAAAUCAGAAUCCUUUCUUACAUAAACACAGUUUUAUCAGAAAAGUUCUCUAGAUAGGUGUUUUCUCUUCUUAUCUUUGGAGUUCAUACAUAUAAAUCUCUUCACUACAACUUGAGCUCUUUCUCUCUUUCUCUAGAUCUAUUUCAAUCUCUCUUUUAAAGUUCUGAAAGAGAAAUAAAGAUGAAUGGAUUUACAGUCCCUCUGCAUCAGCAGCUAAUGGAAGAAAACAUGUCAAAUCUUACAUCUGCAUCCGGAGAUGCAAGCUUCUCUUCAAACCCUAGUCCGAUGAAUCAACAAGCAGCAAAGAAGAAGCGCAACCUUCCCGGAAAUCCAGAUCCUGAAGCCGAGGUGAUAGCUCUUUCACCCAAGACUCUCAUGGCAACCAACCGGUUCGUGUGUGAGAUCUGCAACAAAGGGUUUCAGAGAGAUCAGAACCUACAGCUUCACAGGCGUGGCCAUAACUUGCCGUGGAAACUGAAGCAGAGGAGCAACAAGGAGGUGAGAAAGAAGGUGUAUAUCUGCCCUGAGGUCACGUGCGUCCACCAUGAUCCCACUCGUGCGCUGGGAGACCUUACAGGUAUUAAGAACAGCAGGAAGCAUGGAGAGAAGAAGUGGAAGUGUGAGAAGUGUUCCAAGAAGUAUGCGGUUCAGUCUGAUUGGAAGGCUCAUUCCAAGAUCUGUGGAACGAGGGAGUAUCGAUGCGAUUGUGGUACACUCUUCUCAAGGAGGGAUAGCUUUAUCACACACAGAGCCUUCUGCGACGCAUUAGCAGAAGAAAGCGCAAGAAAUAUCUCAACAUUGAAUCCACUAACAAACCCUCUUCUCUUCCACCCACCUCCACCCCCAUCCUUCGAUCCCUCCUCUCUCCCACUCCAAACCCAUUUCCCUCAUCUCAUCAGAACCAUAGCCAACGAAACCUAUCAAACUAACACCUGCAACCCUAACAUCAACAACAACCACACCCUUCAAGAUCUCACCCUCAAAACAGAACAACAACAGCAUCACAUUCCAUCAUGGCUUUCUACCACCACCACCUCAUCAAUCUACUCCCCCGUUCUUGAACAAAAUCAUUUCAUUCAUGACAGCCACCAAUCUCUUCCUCCUUCUUAUCCUCUCCCACAGCCUCAUAUAUCUGCAACUGCUCUCCUCCAGAAGGCAGCUCAGAUGGGCUCAACGAUGAGCCGGCCAUCGCCCAUCCACUCUCAGAUGGCCGGACACAACAAUGGCGACCUUGUCUUACCUUCUUCUCCAAUAGAGAAAGCUUUUGUGAACGGAUCAACAGCUUCCAACCAUUUUCUUCAGAUGAUGAAUUCAUUCACGCAAGCUACUGGUUAUAGAGAGAAUGAGGAUGGCAGCAAUGGUGGAGUUGGUGGAGGGAGGAAGCUGCAUGAGUUCUUCCUCGUGUGAGGCUGAUAAGAAGCUAGCCAUGGAUUGGUAAUUAACUAGAUUCUGUGAGAAAGAGAUUGGUUUCAAUGCUUUUGUGGUUUAUGUUACUUCUCUGUACUAGACUUUUUAUUAUAUGAACUUCUUUCUGUUUGCUAAAGUAGACACGCUUUGUACUGAGUUUACACCAUAAUGGAGCAAUUUUACUA